Molecule: messenger RNA, 1792 nt
Organism: Saccostrea echinata
Lineage: Eukaryota; Metazoa; Mollusca; Bivalvia; Ostreida; Ostreidae
Product: sialin-like
Exons: 13
Coding region: 104-1576 (490 amino acids)
Biological process (GO): monoatomic anion transport; transmembrane transport
Cellular component (GO): plasma membrane
Molecular function (GO): transmembrane transporter activity
Source: RefSeq, a predicted model, not a curated record
CAUAUGGUGCAUCCAAACAAGUGUUUUUUGUUCAUCUAGUUCACGGGAAUGAUAAUAUUUAGAUUGCAUCUAAGCAAGAGUAUCCAGACCAGAAAUUACAAUCAUGCCAGAGAGUUUUGGAGAGAGACAGCCAAUUGCAGAAUCCUUUCACUCAGCUGAAGAACAUCAUGACCUAUGCAACAGAAAGCUAUCACUGUUGGGUAGAUUCCCAAAACGAUACAUUGUGGGCAUCAUGGCUUUCUUUGGAUUCUGUAAUAUUUAUGCAUUAAGAGCAAACUUGAGUAUAGCUAUUGUUGGUAUGGUGGCAAAAUACAACAUUACUAAUGAGUCUACCACACUGAUUGAGCCAGGCUUUGACUGGAGCAGUAAACAGCAGGGACUCAUUCUUGGAGCUUUCUUUUAUGGUUAUAUCUUCACUCAACUACCAGGAGGUUUUCUUGCCAAUCGAUUUGGAGGGAAGUUUUUGUUUGGUGGAGGGAUAUUUAUAACUGCAGUAUUAACAAUCCUUACACCAUUCUGUGCUCAACAGAACAUUGCUCUUCUGGUCACUGUUCGUGUUCUAGAGGGAUUCUGUGAGGGAGUUACUUAUCCCUCCAUCCAUGCCAUUUGGGCCAAAUGGGCACCUCCCCUGGAGAAGACCAGAUUGGUAGCUUUUGCAUUUUCAGGUUCCUAUAUUGGUACUGUCUUUGCUAUGCUGAUAUCUGGGGGUCUGUUUUCUGCUGGAUACAAGUGGCAGUCUAUCUUCUAUCUGUUUGGUAGCCUUGGUAUACUGUGGUUUGUAUGCUGGUGCUUUUUGAUUGCUGAGAGUCCAGCCAAACAUUCCACCAUUACAGACGCAGAACUGGACUACAUACAGUCCAGUAUAGGCUACACUGAGGAACAAACACAGAACCUACUUCCACCCUGGUUGGACAUCUUUAGAUCCCCAGCAGUGUGGGCUAUUGUUGCCGCUCAUUUUGCUGAGAACUGGGGAUUUUACACCUGGCUCACAGAACUUCCCAGCUUCAUGAAGUAUGCACUCAAUUUCGACAUACAAAAUGCUGGAUAUCUAGCAGCCCUUCCCUAUGCUGUGAUGGGUCUGGUGGUGAUGACCUGUGGUUUCCUAGCCGACUCCCUAUUGGCACACUGCCAGCUAUCAGUUGUUGCUGUCAGGAAAAUGUUCACAUGUGGAGCCUUUCUGAGUCAAUUGGUGUUUAUGGUAGCAGCAGGUUAUCUGAUGACCCCAGUAGCCGCAGUUGUUUGUGUGACCAUUGCAGUGGGACUAGGAGGUUUUGCUUGGGGAGGAUUCAGUGUCAACCAUCUAGAUAUUGCUCCACAGUAUGCCAGUAUUUUAAUGGGAAUAUCCAACACAUUUGCCACUAUUCCUGGAAUAGUCAGCCCAGGGCUAACUGGUGUGAUAGUCAGUGAUCAGCAUGACAAGAGUGAGUGGCAAAUUGUAUUUUACCUGGCAGCAGGAAUCUACCUGGCAGGGGGUGUUAUAUAUGGACUGCUGGCCUCGGGCCACAGACAGGAGUGGGCAGAGGUUCCUACAGGGUACAUGUCACAAGUGGACGAAAAUAUCAAAGAUGAUCUUUGAUGAGAGGAUAAAGGUACCAUAUUAAAUAAAACAACAAAGAGGAGGAGGAGAAAGGACACCAAAGAGGAGGGGGAUAGCCAUUUAGUAUUCACCUCAGGAUCUCUGGAAUUAUGUCAAAAUAUUGUUAUUAAAUGUGCAAUAGAAUGAGCUUUAGUGAGAAAGUAAUUUAUCUGUUGUUGGUCUGUAUUUUAAUUACAUGUAAUAUGGUAGUAAAUG